CGCCGUAAAAAUUCCUCCUGCAAGAAGAGGAAGAAACAACAAACCUAAACAGUGGGUUGUGUGGUUAAAUACGCUAUUCUCCGGAGAUGCAGUAGAAAGCGAACGGUUGCAAAUAUGAGCAUACCGAGAAUAAUGGUCUUCCGGCCAACCUGGGAAGAGUUCCAGGACUUUCCGGCCUACAUUGACUACAUGGAAUCGAAGGGCGCCCACAAGGCUGGUCUGGUGAAGGUUGUGCCGCCUCCGGAGUGGAUUCCACGCAAGCAAGGAUACGAUAUAAAAGAUAUCAAUGUGAACAUUCGUACACCCAUCUCGCAGGUUGUGUCGGGUAGGCAGGGUCUGUAUCAGCAGCUAAACAUCCAGAAGCGUGCGAUGACGGUACAGGAGUUUUACGAGAAAACGCAGGAAGAGCGUCACGCAACACCGAAACACUUUGACUAUGCGGAUAUUGAGAAGAAAUUUUGGAAAAACAUAACGUACGUCGCACCCAUAUACGCUGCAGACGUCCCGGGCAGCUUGACCGAUCCGGACGUGAAGGUGUGGAACAUUAACUGUCUCGGAACCAUACUGGACUACGUUAAUGCGGAUUACAACAUUUCGAUCGCGGGUGUAAACACGGCCUAUCUGUACUUUGGCAUGUGGAAAACCACGUUCGCCUGGCACACCGAGGAUAUGGAUCUGUACUCGAUAAAUUAUCUACACUUUGGGGCACCCAAGACGUGGUACGCGAUUCCACCCGAACAUGGUCGCAAACUGGAGAAGCUGGCAGAACGUAUGUUUCCGGCAAACUAUCAGGAGUGUAAAGCGUUCCUGCGCCACAAGAUGACGCUGAUUAGUACGCAGGUGUUGAAAGCGUACGGGAUACCGUUUAACAAGAUUACCCAGGAACCGGGCGAAAUCAUGAUUACCUUUCCGUACGGGUAUCAUGCCGGGUUUAACCAUGGGUUUAACUGUGCGGAAUCGACCAAUUUUGCCACCGAACGAUGGAUUGAGUAUGGGAAGCGGGCGUCGGUGUGUAACUGUCGGCCCGAUAUGGUAAAAAUUUCGAUGGAAACGUUUGUACGUCGGUUCCAGCCGGAUGUUUACGAGCAAUGGUUGCGGGGAGAGGAAUAUGGGUACCAUCCGGAGGAUCCGAACACCUUGUGCCUGGCGCCGAAACCGAUGUUGCCGAAAAACUUUAAAAGAUCUACCGAUACGACCGUUCCACAGAAGCGUGGAUGUGCGCCACUGAAAAUGGAAAAGAAAAAGGUAGCGAAAAAGACGAGUGAAAAGGCGAAGGAUAGACUGAAAUCCGUGUGGAGCAAGCUGGAGGGCAGGGAGUGCGGUGUCGCGACCGAUCUGCUUAUCGAUGGACCAGUGAAAAGUGGCGCCAAACUGACUGAUCGCUUCCACACGCGUACCAUCGAUCUGAUCACCGAUAAUGCCGUCUAAAG
Anopheles maculipalpis is the source of this 1430-nucleotide messenger RNA. RefSeq names its product probable lysine-specific demethylase 4A. Lineage: Eukaryota; Metazoa; Arthropoda; Insecta; Diptera; Culicidae. The record is from RefSeq and is a predicted model, not a curated record. The transcript is spliced from 3 exons. Bases 115 to 1428 code for a protein of 437 amino acids. Gene Ontology annotation, biological process: chromatin remodeling. Gene Ontology annotation, cellular component: nucleus. Gene Ontology annotation, molecular function: histone H3K9 demethylase activity; histone H3K36 demethylase activity.